Alternaria postmessia is the source of this 423-nucleotide messenger RNA. RefSeq lists its product as uncharacterized. The transcript has 3 exons. The coding region runs from base 1 to 423 and encodes 140 amino acids. The record is from RefSeq and is a predicted model, not a curated record. Lineage: Eukaryota; Fungi; Ascomycota; Dothideomycetes; Pleosporales; Pleosporaceae.
AUGACUACAACACCAAUUCACUCGACAGGCCGCGGAGGUGCCGGCAACAUUGGCCCUGACACCAACGUCUACACUGACGGAGGCCUCGUUCGCGAAGGCGUCCAAGGCGAGUCUCUCGAUGGCGAUUUCUCCACUGGCCGUGGGGGGGCUGGCAACAUUGGAAAGUCGCCUCGCGUAGGGCCGCAGUCUGACGAAGGCCGUCGCUCGGUAGACAUGGUCCCCGAGAUCAACCAGCGCAACGCGCAGGACGAGUUCCACACUGGCCGAGGUGGCGCCGGAAACGUCUACAAGGAGAAGCACGGCGGCCACAGCUCCUCACCCGACCGCAAGGGUUUGGGCGAGAAGGUCAAAGAAGUGCUCCAUUUGGACAAGAAGAAGGAACAUGAGCCUUCUCCUCUAGCCCAGAACACGACUACGAACUAG